Messenger RNA from Aureobasidium musti, 1068 nucleotides. NCBI's taxonomy places the organism in Eukaryota, Fungi, Ascomycota, Dothideomycetes, Dothideales, Saccotheciaceae. The record is from the annotation of a GenBank genome assembly.
AUGGCGGACGAGGUGCCAACUCUGGAUAACCUGGGCUCUAUACCACAUUCUCUCUUCUCUGGCACAGUAGCCAUCUUGGCAAUUGUAUGGGUUUCAGCAGCUUUGCGGGUCUAUGUUCGCAGCGUCAUGAUGAGAUCUUUCGGAUGGGACGACUGGACUAUCAUGCUUGCNUACUUACAAUGUGGCUACAUCAUAAAUGUCACCAGAAUGGAACUUCAGCCGCAAAAGUAUAACAACGUUAACGGGAUCUCCGAGCUCGUCACAUCAAGNGAUAUCAUCGCCUUCGCCGGAUCCUACGCGAUCACUGGAGUCUUCCUGAAGAUAUCCUUAGGUUUCUUUUUCUUGCGAAUCAUCAUUGAACCAUGGCAGAGAAUGGCCAUCUACUUCUGCAUGGCCAUCAGCACCGUCUACGGCUUAAUCUACUUUGGCAUCGUCACCUUCGGCUGCGGAGACCCAGAGAAAUACUUGCUACGCACGGUUCAAAACCAAUGCAUAUCAAUCACACAGGUUGUGAUACCUGCCAGUUACGUGCACACAGGCCUCAAUGCAGCUACCGACUGGGUCAUGGCUCUUCUUCCUAUUCUUACCAUCUGGAAACUGAGCAUGCCGCGCAUCACAAAGUUUUGGGCAUAUCUCUUGCUUGGGUUGGGAGCAGCAGGAAGUAUCGUUUCACUGAUUCGUUUCGGAUACGUCGAGGGCAUUCGUCCGGGAAGAGACUUUUUCAAACAAAGCGCCAAAUUCGCUCUCUACAGCAUUUUCGAACCUGGUCUGGGCAUCGCAGCUGUUAACUUUGCAACUCUUAGACCACUGUUUAAAAAGUGCCUCGAGGGAGCAAAGUCAGUCUCUUAUUCUCAGGGUACGCGAAGUGGCGGCAGAAAAACCCCUUCGAUGGUACCGGACAUUCAGCUCAAAGGGCUGCCUAUGUCUCGGUCUCGUCCUGGCGAUGGGUUUCGUGCAUUCGAGUCUUCAGAUGAGGAUUCUCAAGAUUGGACUGAAGUGUCCAUUACAGCUCAAGAUCUGGAGAAAGCGCAUAAUAAUAGAUGGCCGCAAAACUCGCGGCCGUUCUGA